Molecule: messenger RNA, 2656 nt
Organism: Rhodotorula graminis WP1
Lineage: Eukaryota; Fungi; Basidiomycota; Microbotryomycetes; Sporidiobolales; Sporidiobolaceae
Exons: 6
Coding region: 1-2112 (703 amino acids)
Biological process (GO): spliceosomal complex assembly; regulation of mRNA processing; protein phosphorylation
Molecular function (GO): ATP binding; protein kinase activity
Source: RefSeq, a predicted model, not a curated record
AUGGCCUACGCCAGCACCAGCGCACAACCUCACCACCAAACAGCCGCCGUCCCUGUCCCGCUUGCAAUCGGGCAGCAGCACGGCAGCCACUCUGGCCCGCACAGCCAGCCUGGCUCGCUCCCGCCGGGCGCACACCCGUCGUCGGCAACGAGCAUUUCGUUCGAGAGCGUCCUCACGGACGAGGAGGAGAAGCUGAGCGACUACGAGCCGGGCGGGUACCACCCGGUGCGCGUUGGCGACGUCUACGGCCCAAAGGACCGCUAUGUGGUCGUGCGCAAGCUCGGCUGGGGCCACUUCUCGACCGUCUGCGUCAACAAGCAUGUCGCGCUCAAGGUGGUCAAGUCGGCGACGCACUACACCGAGACGGCCCUGGACGAGAUCAAGCUCCUGCAGCGCGUCGUCGAGUGCAACCCGGCGCACCCGGGCCGACGACACGUCGUCUCGCUCCUCGACCACUUUACGCACCGCGGGCCCAACGGCACGCACGUCUGCAUGGUGUUCGAGGUCCUCGGCGAGAACCUGCUCGGCCUCAUCAAGCGGUACCACCACCGCGGCGUGCCCGACCACAUUUGCAAGCAGAUCGCCAAGCAGGUCCUCCUCGGCCUCGACUACAUCCACCGCGAGUGCGGCAUCAUCCACACCGACCUCAAGCCCGAGAACGUCCUCAUCUGCAUCGACGACGUCGAGGCCGUCGUGCGCGCCGAGCUCGAGACGUCGCCGGCCGCCGUCCCGACCAAGAUGAUCGGCGUCCCGCCGUCGCAGCCUCGCGGCGGCGCCCAGACGCCGCGCGCCGAGACCGUCUUCAUCACCGGGUCGCAGCCGCUCCCGUCGCCGUCGAGCAGCUACGGCACGAGCCCCGUCAUCGAGAAGCUCGCGUUCCAGAUGAGCAAGAUCUCGGACUCGGGCGGCACGGGCUCGUACGUCGGGAGCGUCAAGAAGCAGGGCAUGAGCGCGACCACGCCCGACGACGUUGGCGAGCAGAUGGCCGGCGUCCAGCUCGCCGACAUUGGCGCCAAGACGGCGCCGGCGACGGCCCCGGCAAAGGGCCCGUCGCUCCUGUCGCAGCAGGCGGCGGCGGCGGCCCAGUCGGGCACGAGCGGCGCAUCCCUCCCCACCCCAUCCUCGUCGUCCGAGCCGGCCUCGACCUCGUCCUCUUCCGCCCAUACUCAGCAGCAGGAGCAGCAGCAGCAGCACAACAACGACUCGGACGUCACGAUGCGCUCCCCACCUCCCGAAGAAGCCUCGCCGCCGCACGCCCUCCCUCGCGACCCGCUCCAGCCCGCCAUCGUCGCCGGCGACCCCAACACGCUCCCGCCGCUCGCGCCGUACGACCCGUCGACGCUCGAGCGCAUCACGGUCAAGAUCGCCGACCUCGGCAACGCGAGCUGGACCGACCUGCACUUUACCAACGACAUCCAGACGCGCCAGUACCGCUCGCCCGAGGCCAUCCUCGGCGCAAAGUGGGGGACGGCGGUCGACAUUUGGAGCGCAUCGGCCAUGUUCUUCGAGCUCUUGACGGGCGACUACCUGUUUGACCCGCACCCGGGCACGCGGUACAACAAGGACGACGACCACAUCGCCCAGAUCAUCGAGCUCCUCGGCCCCUUCCCGCGCUCGAUCGCGCUCAGCGGCAAGUUCAGCGCCGAGAUCUUUACCCGGAAAGGCGAGCUCAAGCACAUCCACAAGCUCAAGUUCUGGCCGAUGCACUCGGUCCUGCAGGACAAGUACCUCAUCACCGAGGCCGAGGCCAAGCACCUCGAGUCGUUCCUCCAGCCCAUGCUCAACCUCAACCCGGACAAGCGCGCGACGGCGCGCGACAUGCUCGACCACGACUGGCUCCAGGGCGUCGUCGUCCAGGGCGAGAUCGAGGCGCAUUUGCUCGAGAGCGGCGAGGGCAUCGACGACCGGCAGAAGAGGGUCGAGGAGGGCAAGCAGAUUGCGAGGGGGAUCCGGGGCAUGAACACCGAGAGCCCGGCCGUCAUGAACGCCGCCACCGUCGACCCGCAGCUCGUGCACGCGCUUCGACCUAUCGACGCCAACCUCAACGUCCACCACACGGACCCGCCACCGCCUCCGUCAACGUCGUCGCUCCACCCGCAGAACCGGCGCUGAGCGUCGUCGUCGUCGUCGUCGUCGCCUACCGCCCUCCACGCACCCUUCCUCACCUUCCCUCGCCUCGCCUUAGACUUUCUCGCCUACUCUAUUCACCUCGCUCGCCCUCGCCUUCCACCUCGCCAUUUCCCUCGGCCACCUAAUCCUUUCCGCCCGCGUUCGCCCACGUCCUCGAUCGGUGUCGUCCCUCGCCUUCCUUCCUCGCCAUCCUCCCUCUUCUCUACCUCGACCCGAGCCCCGCACCCCCUUGUCGUACAACAUGUCGUCCCUCUCCCUCAUUCUCCCCUUUCACGCCCUCGACGCCUCGCAUCGAGGUCGACGCCGCAUCGUCGCAGACACGCAUCCCUCUCACCUUGUCCUCCCUCCCUCCCCCUCCCCUCGCGCAGCCGCAAAACGCAGUGCGGCGGCUGUCUGUCUCUCGCUCCUCCCUCUCUCGGCGUGCGCGCUGUGCUGUCUUUUUGCCGUCGUUGUCGUCGUCGCCCUUGUCGUCGUCGUUUGGGAGGAGCCUGUGCGGAGGAGGCAAUAGACUGUCCUGUCUCUUCUU